This is a messenger RNA of Trichoplax adhaerens, 2862 nucleotides long. RefSeq lists its product as uncharacterized. The coding region runs from base 1 to 2862 and encodes 953 amino acids. NCBI's taxonomy places the organism in Eukaryota, Metazoa, Placozoa, Uniplacotomia, Trichoplacea, Trichoplacidae. Gene Ontology annotation, molecular function: G protein-coupled receptor activity. The record is from RefSeq and is a predicted model, not a curated record. The transcript is spliced from 25 exons. Gene Ontology annotation, biological process: adenylate cyclase-activating G protein-coupled receptor signaling pathway; cell surface receptor signaling pathway. Gene Ontology annotation, cellular component: membrane.
AUGCGUGUAUUUCAGAUAGACCAGUUUUACAUCGUCAAGCUGAGUUAUAUGAAAAAGAGUGCAUAUUGCGGAUCACACGGCUUAAAGAAGUUUCCUGAUAAUCUUCCUGUUGAUAUUGCAGUCUUGCAAUUACAAUAUAAUGAGAUUGCUAGGUUAGAAAAUGGGCAAUUUGAUAAUUUUACGAAACUUGAGGACUUUGCGUAUGGUAAUCCACCGCCUGCAAUAUCUAUUUACUAUCGUAACUUGCUAAUCAUUAGUGACCAGUUACAAGAAGCAGCUGUAGUGCAUACCGUUAAAUUAUUUGACCAAAAUAAUUCAUUCACAUGCUUUGCUGAAAAUAACGUCGGUAGCAUUCGCAAGAAUAUAUAUCUCGAUGUUGUUUAUCGUCCAAUAUUUGUUCAUCCACCACCCACUAGCCUUAUCUUUGAGAUUAAUGCCGGACAAAGUUAUUUAAUAGAUUGUACCGCCAAUAGUAAUCCAUCUAAUAUUAAUUAUACGAUUUGGUCUUGGCGGUCGGAUAAGAAAGUCAUUUUAGCGCGAACUAGUAAAUAUACAGUACUGAACAUUAACUACGACGAUCAUGGUACGUAUGAAUGUCAAGCCUGUAAUAUUGUUGGAUGCCAAAGUCGUAAUAUUACUAUUCAUGUUUUUGCUUCACAGCCUCAAGUCUCUUUUAUUCCUACCCCUGCAUCCUUUCUACAAUGUGAAUUCCCACCAACCAAUGGUAUUUUGGUCAGUAAAUGCUCUGCACUCGAAAAUGACAAAGUUAACAUUAAGUGCUUUUUGAAUUCAACUAUACCGUUAAAUGUUACCUUCCAAUGGUCAUUUAAUAUUGAACUUGGAACAGAAACAUGUCCUGAUUGUCAAAUAGUGACGAAUUCAAAAGAUAGUACUUCCUACCUAACUAUUAAUCGAGCGACAAUUUCAUAUGAGGGAUACUAUCGGUGCUCCGCCGUCUCAGAUAUGCUGUCACUGAGUGUCAGUGCUAUGUCGCCAGUAUUAAAAGUCAUUCCGUUAUUUAUGCCUGAUUUACUACUACAGCCAGUUACUACAUUCAAUACCGACAUUUACAUUAAUCUUACCUGUCAAGCUUUAUAUGGAUUAUCAGAUCGUAACUCACUGAAUAUUAGAAUUGGUACACCGAUUUAUUUUACAUGGUAUCAAUACUUGCCUGACAAUAACACAAGAAUUCCAUUUAAAGACGAUCAAAAUAUUUUCAUUGAAAAUGAUGACUUAAACUUGAGAUCAGCUAUGACAAUAAAGAAUAUUUCGCGAUUUAAGAGUACAAGACAGCUGCAAACAAAUCAAAUUAAUAUCAUCUGCAGCGGAAGAAAUCAAGUUGAUUCUAAAGAAGCUCAGGGACAAAUUAUUAUUAUAGAUAAGAGUUUCCCAAAGUGUCAAUCAGAAGUUAAUUCUGGAAUCGAAUGGCCUUUAACUGCCAGUAAUAAUGUAGCUAUUACCCAAUGCGUUAAUGAUACUAUUGGGAGAAUCUAUCGUUUUUGUGAUGAAAAUGGGAUAUGGCAAUCACCGAAUCUGUUAAAUUGUACUAAUCCUGCAUUUCUAGAUCUUAAAGUAUUGGCGGAAAAAUUUACUUAUGAUUCUCGAUCCACUGAAGAGAUAACUAUUUCACUGGCUGGUGUCACAAAUACUUCAGAUACGAUCCUUCCUGGUGACAUAACGACAACAAAUCAGAUCAUGUCUUCAUUGGUUAAUCAUGUUAAAGAUUCAAUGAAUAAGCAACGGGCAUUUAUGAUUACUGAGAAUUACUUUCAGUCGGGAAGUAAUAUUGUUAAUACUAGCAAUCUACAGGCAUGGUCGCAAUUAUCUAGCGAUCACCUGAGAGACCUGAAUAAAGUCAUUGAAGAAUUUUCUUUUAAUAUUUUGCAAAGCAUCGAUCAGAUUUCAAUAAAUAAGGAAAACAUUGCUACAAAAAUUGUCGCAUUAAGAUAUAGUAGUAUGGGCUCCAUUAUUAAAAAGUCUCUUAAUACUGAUGAAUUAUGGAAUAAUGCAAAACCUAAUAUAACAUCCAGCGUAUUGAUGGAUGCAGUAAAUGAUAGCAAAAAAAGACAAUGGAAUUGUACUUUUUGGGAUGAAAGUUCUUCAUUAUCCGAUUAUGUCUUAAUUACGCGAGGAUGCUGGUCAACUUUUCAGAAUUCGAGUCAUAUUAUUUGCCAGUGCAAUCAUUUAAGUAGUUUUGCCAUCCUGAUGUCAUUCGCGAACGUUCUAUGUAGCUUUAUUGGUGCUAUUCUUCAUUUUUUUGCCCUAACAAGUUUCAUGGCCAUGUUACUAGAAGGAAUUAUGCUUUAUUUACUGUUGGUUCGCGUUUUUCCUCUCAACAUUAGUUUAAAGUGGAUUGUAAUUUCAUGUUUAGCUAUACCUAUGAUCAUUGUUGGAGUUACUCUGGCAGCAACAGCUGGAGAAGCCUAUCUUACGGAAGAAUACUGUUGGCUAAGAACGGAUAACUAUGCCCUUCUUGCAUUCAUUAUUCCAACAGUUGUAAUUAUAUUGACGAACUGUUUUAUACUAGGAGUAAUUAUCAAGACUUUAUUAAACAGGCCUAAUAUCCAAUCAAAUAAAGCUGAAAAAAAUCGAACUAAAUCUACUCUCCGUGCUAUUAUUGUCCUCCUGCCUUUGCUUGGCAUUUCAUGGCUAUUUGGGCCUUUAGCUAUUGAUGGAAGUACCAUCAUCUUUGCCUACUUGUUUACAGCAUGUAGUGCAGUUCAGGGAUUGUUCAUAUUCCUUUUUCAUAUUGUCUUGGAUAGUCAGAUACGACGGAUGAUUUCUACAGUAGUUAUGAAUCGUUUCGGAAUAGCAUCAUCCAAUUCGCGAUCUCGAGCUACCAGCAUAGCCAGUCAAUUAUAA